AUGCUUAUCUGCAGAGCAUUUCUGUAUCAUACAGCAAUAAAUACCAUUUACCAUAUAGUCCAAGCAGCCAGCCAAUGCUUGGGAGGUCAGGAUAUUUUUGCAAAGGUCAGAGAAAACAGCCCCUAUGGAGAGGUUGUAGCAAAAUUCAGCAGUGCUGAGGGCCAGACAGCCAAUUCUGCCCGCUGGUGCCUCACCGGAGAAGAUGCUGAUUGGUUCUUCUUGGAAGGGCGAACAAUCAGACUAAACACAUCCUCUUCGAGGACACUGGAUCGAGAGGCGCAGGGAUCAGUUUUAAUGGCCGCAUUAAAAUGCUAUGAAGAUCAAACAACACAGAGUGAAUACAGGGUGAUGGUUGAGAUCCUUAAUGAAAAUGACAACAGACCCAUCUUUCUGCAGGAAGGUGGUCUGAUGUUUGACGUAAAUGAGCUAACUCCCGUCAACGCUGUGGCGUUCACCGUACAGGCCCGAGAUGCUGAUGAUGACAUCAUCACGUACGUUAUUGAUAAGUCACUGCCAGAUGCCAGCCAUUUCAGGAUAGAUCUGCCCAACAGUGGUGACGUGAUCUUGGAUAAACCCUUGGACUACGAGACCAAAACCCGACUGCACCUAAUAAUUUAUGCAGUAGAAAUGAACACCAUGGAAAGGUACAGCACCUCAACCAUGAUCACGGUCAACAUCCUGGAUGGAGAUGACCAGUACCCACAGUUCCAGCCAUGCACAGUCCUAACCCAGGAGAUGGUCCACCCUGUGUGCACUAACCCAGUCUACACAGCCAACAUCACAGAGAUGCAGAAAGACACUGUCUUAUUCUUCUCUCCGGGUCCAAUUCAUGCUGAGGACGGAGACAAAGGCUUGGGGACCCCGGUGGUCUACGCCAUUGUGUCAGGUUCUGACGACGGCCGGUUCCACAUUAACAACGAGACAGGAGACGUAGUAUUGAGGCGGCCACUGAAGAACCGAAUCCAGACACUCAUUCAGACAUUCAGAUUGCGGAUCAUGGCCUCUCAAGUUGAUGACCCAAGAAAGUAUACAGUGGCAACUGCCUUGAUCCGGGUUCUGGCAGAGAACCGAUUCCCACUCCACUUCAACAGAACAUCAUACAAGGGUUUUGUCAUGGAAGGAACCAGUCUGGCCACGCUGGUUUCCACCGACGGGAACAAGGUUCUAGUCAUCCAGGCCACAGACCACGACUUCAAAGACGGAGUGAACCCGAAAAUUAAUUACUCACUGCGGCAAACAUUCAAUAGCUCAAAACUCUUUCGCAUUACAAAUGAGGGCUUUUUAGUAGCUAUGACCAGUCAGCUGCGAGCCUUUGAAAGGCAUGUCUUGCAGGUGUAA
Molecule: messenger RNA, 1338 nt
Organism: Paramormyrops kingsleyae
Lineage: Eukaryota; Metazoa; Chordata; Actinopteri; Osteoglossiformes; Mormyridae
Source: RefSeq, a predicted model, not a curated record